Messenger RNA from Siniperca chuatsi (mandarin fish), 5768 nucleotides. RefSeq names its product solute carrier family 9 member A6a (gene slc9a6a). The record is from RefSeq and is a predicted model, not a curated record. Gene Ontology annotation, biological process: regulation of pH; sodium ion transport; proton transmembrane transport. Gene Ontology annotation, cellular component: membrane; recycling endosome. Gene Ontology annotation, molecular function: sodium:proton antiporter activity. The transcript is spliced from 16 exons. Lineage: Eukaryota; Metazoa; Chordata; Actinopteri; Centrarchiformes; Sinipercidae. The coding region runs from base 267 to 2345 and encodes 692 amino acids.
UCGUAUCAAUUACACAAAAUACUUUACGAUGAUAUCUGUCCGUUAGGGGUGGUGUAAACUAGCAACACCCUGCUAUGGUGCUUUUACAUCGAAAUAAACAGUGUACACUUUCUGGAAAAAAAUAGUUUUCACUUCCGGGCCGGAAUCAAUUCCUGUGUUGCUGUCGUCUUUCUGCUCUCUACUCCCCCCAGUUCGUGAAUAACAUUUGCACAAAGUUUGCUUUUAUCUACGACGACAUUGCAGCAUUUGACCGCCGACCAGCCGAAAUGGUGUUUAACGUGACUGUCAACAGUGCCUGGAGGGCAACGAGGACGCUGUGGCUGCUCGUGCUAGUGAGCCUGUCUGUGUGCAUCUGUGUUUGCCGAGGAUCAUCACCUCAGGAGGACAGUGCCAUGGAGAACAUCGUUACAGAGAAAAAGGCUGAGGAGAGCCAUAGGCAGGACAGCGCAGACCUGCUCAUCUUCAUCCUGCUCCUCACCCUCACCAUCCUGACCAUCUGGUUGUUCAAACACCGGCGGUUCAGGUUUCUGCACGAAACCGGACUGGCGAUGAUUUAUGGCGUACUUGUUGGCGUGGUCUUGCGCUAUGGCAUCCACGUUCCUCGGGACAUCAGCAACGUCACGAUGAGCUGCCACGUUAAUGCAAGCCCCCCCACUCUGCUGAUCAACGUCAGUGGCAAAUUCUACGAGUACACUCUGAAAGGAGAGAUCAGUGCCAACGAAGUGAACAACGUGCAAGAUAAUGAGAUGCUGCGAAAGGUGACCUUUGACCCUGAAGUGUUCUUCAAUAUUCUCCUGCCCCCUAUCAUUUUCCAUGCUGGCUACAGCUUGAAAAGGAGACACUUUUUCCUUAACAUGGGAUCCAUCCUGGCUUACGCCUUUCUGGGGACAGUUGUUUCCUGUUUUGUUAUUGGGUUGCUGAUGUACGGCUGUGUGGUGCUAAUGAAGCAGGUGGGACAGCUGGGUGGAGACUUCUUCUUCACUGAUUGUCUCUUCUUUGGAGCCAUUGUCUCUGCCACAGACCCUGUGACGGUCCUGGCUAUCUUCAACGAGCUGCAGGUAGACGUGGAUCUGUAUGCGUUGCUGUUUGGAGAGAGUGUUCUCAACGAUGCAGUGGCCUUGGUCCUGUCCUCGUCUAUUGUAGCGUACCAGCCAGAAGGAGAAAACAGUCACACCUUUGAGGUCAUGGCGAUGCUGAAGUCUUUUGGGGUUUUCCUCGGCGUUUUCAGCGGCUCCUUUGCUCUGGGAGUGGCCACCGGAGUUGUCACUGCUCUCGUGACUAAGUUCACUAAGCUGAGGGAUUUCCAGCUGUUGGAGACGGCUCUGUUCUUCCUCAUGUCAUGGAGCACAUUCCUGCUGGCGGAAGCCUGUGGCUUCACAGGUGUGGUCGCAGUGCUGUUUUGUGGAAUCACUCAGGCCCACUACACCUUCAACAACCUGUCUCCCGAGUCCCAGGACAGGACCAAGCAGCUGUUUGAACUGUUAAAUUUCCUGGCAGAGAACUUCAUUUUCUCCUACAUGGGCCUGACCCUGUUCACCUUCCAGAGCCAUGUCUUUAAUCCCAUGUUCAUCAUUGGAGCUUUUCUGGCAGUGUUCCUGGGAAGAGCUGCUAACAUCUACCCUCUCUCAUUCCUUCUUAAUCUGGGACGACGCAACAAGAUCAGAUCCAACUUCCAGCACAUGAUGAUGUUUGCGGGACUGCGAGGCGCGAUGACUUUUGCCCUGUCCAUCAGGGACACGGCAACAUACGCCCGUCAGAUGAUGUUUUCCACCACUCUGCUCGUGGUCUUCUUUACCGUUUGGAUUUGUGGAGGUGGCACCACCCAGAUGCUGUCCUGCCAGCGCAUACGAGUGGGAGUGGACUCUGAUCAAGAUAACUCAAUGAGUAUCGCUGAAGGCUCAGAGAGAAGAAGCACCAAACAAGAAAGUGCCUGGCUUUUCAGAAUUUGGUACAACUUUGAUCACAACUACUUGAAGCCCAUCCUCACUCACAGCGGCCCGCCUCUCACAGCCACACUGCCUCCCUGCUGCGGCCCCCUCGCCCGCUUCCUCACCAGCCCUCAGGCCUAUGAGAAUGAGUGCCAGUUGAAGGAUGACGACUCUGACCUCAUCCUGACAGACGGUGAUAUGAACCUGACCUAUGGCGACAUUACCGUUAGUACAGAUUCCACAGGUGCUCACACCAGCGGCGGUCCAGCCUUUGCUGGCACUGCCUCCUUUGAUGACUUGGACAGAGAGUUGACGUAUGGAGAUCAUGAGCUGGUGAUGAGGGGCACACGCCUGGUGCUGCCCAUGGAUGACUCAGAGCCGCCCUUUACAGACCCCCACCACCACUUGCGGAUGUGAAGAUAGUCUCUCAAUGCAGACCCAGACAACCGUCCGACUCAAACUGGCCCGAGCCAUCAAGCAAACGACCAGUACUGACUCCUCCUUUCACUCUUCCACUUUUUGCUCUUGCACCCUGCCUCAUUCCUCUUGCUUUUUUCCCCCAUCCAUUUUCUCAGUUACAUUUUCUCAUUUCCUCUAGUGGCAAAUCACUGUCUCUACCUCAUUCUCGUUCUGUUCUUUUUCACACCUUUUUGGCAUCUGCCAUAACUGUAAUAUAGUAUUAUUUAUUUGAGUUUUUUGGUAUUCAAUUGAAAGUCGGUUUCUCUUAAUUCAGCUUAAAGUUGUGUGUCAGUCACCUUACUGUAGCGUUGCACAGAGGUUUAGCAGCAUGAGUUAGUGUGUAAAUGCAAGUACCAACCACUAGCUAAUUUGUCAAUGUACAGUAUAUCACAAGAGUAUUAUAACUUUGAUAUGCAUGCUGAGGAUGCUUGUUGUUUCUUUGUAUGGGAGGUCGGCGGCUUUUGUGUUUUGGGUCUGACCUUGAAUGUUUGCCUUCUCUCUGUGCAUCAGAGGCAUGCUGACCCAGUGGACAACUUUACUGUACAUUUUGUUACAAUCAAGUGCCUGGGAAUUGUAGUUUUAAGCCUGGCAACUCAUACUGGAUCAGCUCUGGGAAGCAGAACCAGUUCAGGAUGGGCAGUCAUGCAGUUUUAGUUUUUCCUUUGUAAAAAAGAAAAAGAAAAUACAAAAAACUAAACAGACACCUCUGUCCAUAAGGUAGCAAUAUACUCUGUGGGUGUUUGGGCUGUCAGUUUGUGCUAUUCGCCUGUAAAUAGUGUGUAACAAUGUGAUGCCACUGAUGCAUUGUAACCUGGCAGUGAAAGUUAUAGAUCUCUCCCAAUGACCUUUGACUGUGACAUAGAGAGGGACUUUACACCUUAUUUUAGAAGCUGAUGUCGCUCACAGCAGAAUGAAGGGCUGUUGUUCUGAAAAUGAGAUCCAAAUGAGUUUUAACGGAGAAAGCUUAGUGCCAUUUCUGUCCUGCAUUUUGACAUUUUGUGAAAACUGAAUGCAGACGACCUUAAAGUGUUUUGUAUUAUUUUUGCAACAGAGCUUAAGUACUUUAAGCUGAAUCAUAUUUGUCAUACACAUUUAGCUUUGUGCGUACAUUUUCUAUUACAAUCGUGCAUUGAUGUUGAGACUUUGGCUCAAAUUUUCUCAUUAAAUGAACCUGACAAACACAUAGAUACAUACAUUUGAUACUAAAAGAACUUUAGUACCAUGUUAUUGGUAGGCACAAAAGUGAUUUUGUGAGUAUAAUUUUGGCAAAUCAGAGAAUUUAUUGUCUCUCUAUCUGAUUUUAUUAGGGUUGCAACCAAUGAUUAUUUUCAUUAUCGAUUAAACUAGUUUUUGUAUAACUGAUUAAUCGUUUGGUCUAUUAAGUUUGGUCUAUUUCCCAGAGCAUAAGUUGACAUAUUUAAAUGUCUUGUUUUGUCUGAUAACCCAAAGAUUUUCGCUGUAUUAAUUAUAAUCAUGGAUCACAAAAAAAAGGCCAUUUGAGAAGCUGGACGCAGUGAAUUUGAGGCAUUUUUGCUUAAAAAAUGACUUAAACCAUUAAUCGGUUAUCAAAGUUGUUUAAUUUUUUGUUGAUUGCCUAUACAAUUAAUCAACUAAUAGUUGCAGCCCUAGAUUUUAUACAAUGAGGUCCAUAAAAUCAGUGAAUAAGACAGGAAAGGCUACCUGAGUAUUAUUUUAAUCAAUUCAUCCCUGAUAUGAGCAGAUAUUUCUGUUGGUACUGUGGCAGUUCAUCUUUAUGAGGAUUGCCAGAAUAGAACAACUAUAGCCAUGUAUGUGCUGGAUGUUUUUCUCUGCUGUACACAAUAGAGUUCUUGACGGUUAAUGGUUUGAUGGUUAAACAGGAGUUUGAUAGAUUUAAGAUGCAUUAAGUCAUAAAAAUACACUAUUAAAAGGGUACUCAUGAAUGGAUGUGUUACAUUUAACUUGUACUCUCAUUUCAGUGUGGGUUUACAAGAAGAAUGUAAGGUUUAGUGAUCUUCAUGUGCGGUGUACAGCAGCUGUUAAUGCUGGUUUAACAGGAAGCGUUGACAGGACGUCACUGUGGCAACGCUGUGUUGAUGUGGACAGAAGCCAGAAAACACUCACAACAUGGCAACUUAGUUGAACUCAACGGUUUUGUGGUUCAUCCUCUUGGUGAGCCGAAGAGAAAGGAGAAAAAAAAAAAGUAUGCAAAAUGGAUGCAAGAGGGUGAUAAUAGGGUUAAAGAAGAGAAUGAAAGAAAUGGAUGAUAAAAGAAAGAGAAAUAAGGAAGGAAGGAUAGUUAGUCCUGUGUUUGUGUGUGUGUGUUGGAUGAUACAGAGGUGGAAGGAAGUGGUUAGAUAUCACUUUUCCUUCCACAGUUAUCUUCUGCUGUGCAGGAACUUCUAAUUGAAAGUGUUCACGUUUUUUUAAUCAGGCAUGCCUCUUUACACCACAUUGUCCAGGAAACAAUUUAUUCUUUCCACCAUUUUAUACUUUUCUUUUGUGUCGUUAUUGAAUUUUAUAUUGUAGAAGGGAAACAGUGAAGACAAAAAAUGUUAGAAUUUGCACUCCAUCCACUGAGAAUGUUUUAUUGUUUUGCUAUAAUGUUUGUUUUAUCGAACAGCUGCUUUUAUAUUAUUUACCUUUUUAUGUUUUGGAAGGUUGUGGAAAACUGAGCAAAUUCAUGUCAGUUUAAUGAAUCUUGAAUUAAUGUUCAGUAGAAGUUAAGUUGGUUCGUUGAUCUUACUUUGUAAAGAAUUAAUUCCACAUUGCAGCGGCAGUCGAGAUGGUUAAAAGUCAAAGUUGUUGUUCCAUCUUAUUACUUUAGCAUUCAGAUACUUUGUAUGUAUGUUUGCAACAAACUGCUGUCUGAAUGCUGUUGCCAUGACGUCUACAGAGCAUGAAUCAUUCAUCUUCCACUGAUGGUGAGGAAAAAAAGAAAAAAACAAAAUGUAUACAAGCAGAAUUUGUGCCACUGUUCAACUGACACAUUAAAUAAUGUAAAAUCUGCAAAAACUAAUAAUGAUUUUGGUGUUUGCCUACUGCUCUGCCAGUAUGUGUUCCUCUCUCUGUUCUCUGAAUGGUGACUUGUGAUAGGCUUUGAUCAUUGGAAAUCUUGUCUGCAGUAGCUGACCAAAGAGGCCUGCUGUGCUUUGUGUUUUCAGACAGUCCACUCUAUCUUUAUACUGCAAACUCUGUGUGUGAAUGUGUGUAUGUGUGCCUGCAAGUGUAUAUGGAUGUGUGUACUUGUAUGUGUGUGUGCAAGAGAGAGAGAGGGAGACAUUGUGUUCUCUCUCUUCUUCUGUGUUGCUGGUACUGACUGUUUACAUCUGUGUAAAUAUACUCUCACCUGUUCAUGUGCGUGCAACGGUCAAUAAACAGAAGCCUGUGCUUUUGAUUAAA